GAACCCAAGUAUAAACCCAAGUUGCCUCUAUUCAUCGGGCAAGGUGGUAGGGCUGGAUGCUCGAAACCUUAUCUCAUGCCACGAGAUGAGUGGGAGGAUGUCAUGUUCUAUAUCUUGCACAACAUCAAGGAAGUUGAGGAUGAGUGGAUGAGUCGAUUCGUUGAAGAAGAAUGGACGGGAAUGCUGCCUCCUACUGAAGCGGAGGCACUUGCUCUUCUCCGAAAGGGUGCUGAUGGAAGGAAAAAUUUCGUUGCGUGGUUCAUGGAGAAAGUAAUUUUUCACACUUUCAAUUAAACUCAUGCACCCUAUAAUUUCAAUUAAACUCAUGCACCCUAUAAUUUCAAUUAAACUUGUAGGGAAAUGAUCCGACCGAAUCAAUGGAUGAAGAAUUGAGAUGGGUUUCCAUGGGUUUUGACCCUGUCGUCAUGACAUGCGAAAAGUAUGAUGUGAAUGGGUAUCGCUUCCAUACAGAGGAGCACCAGAACAGUCGGCCUGAUCCCAAAACCAUAAAUACCGGAGUCUUCACUGAAGGAGAUAAUAAAGUAGAUUACUACGGAAGGGUAGGAAAAAUAUACGAGCUUACAUUCAAACGUGGCCGCGAACACCUAAGUCUCACUGUGUUCAAAUGCCGAUGGUUCGACCCCAAAAAGGGUCUGAGACAUACGCCUUCUGUUGGUUUAGUUGAAGUUAAACCAUCAACCGUCUAUGCCGGAGCUGAUCUCUUUAUCGCUGCUACCCAGGCCACACAAGUAUAUUAUCUGCCUUACCCAUGCCAGAAAGAGUACCUAAAGGGUUGGGAAGUUGUGUUCAAGGUGUCGCCGCAUGGUAAGCUACCGGACCCGAACGAUGAUGAUUACUACAACAUAAACCCCAUGACAUACGAGGGAGUGUUCUAUCAAGAGGAACAUGAUGACGUGGUCCGAAACAACGAGGAUGAUGACUUGGGUUAUGUUGACCUGGACCCAAACGACGACGACGCACGGAUUGAUGGUGAGGCAGUUGUGAAUCAAAGAGACAUAAUUAUGCUUGAAAAGUUAAAUGAAGACGCUGACGAUGAGGAAGAGCCUCCACCUCCGUCAGACAACGAAGAAGAUAUGCGUGAUAGUGAUGAUGAGACCGGUCCACAAAUAGAUUACAAUAGUGAUGAUUCAUAUGGGUUCUAGAAAAUGUAAGUUCUUUUAAUGAUCAUUACAAUAGUAUGCUUAAUGUGCUCUUCUGGUAUUAAUGUUUUUCCUGUAUGCUUGUU
Molecule: messenger RNA, 1246 nt
Organism: Triticum urartu
Lineage: Eukaryota; Viridiplantae; Streptophyta; Magnoliopsida; Poales; Poaceae
Source: RefSeq, a predicted model, not a curated record